Messenger RNA from Euleptes europaea (tarantolino), 1762 nucleotides. It is a transcript of the gene KPNA1, whose product is annotated as karyopherin subunit alpha 1. The record is from RefSeq and is a predicted model, not a curated record. Gene Ontology annotation, cellular component: cytoplasm; nucleoplasm; nucleus. Gene Ontology annotation, biological process: NLS-bearing protein import into nucleus; postsynapse to nucleus signaling pathway. The coding region runs from base 4 to 1620 and encodes 538 amino acids. Lineage: Eukaryota; Metazoa; Chordata; Lepidosauria; Squamata; Sphaerodactylidae. Gene Ontology annotation, molecular function: nuclear import signal receptor activity; protein binding. The transcript has 13 exons.
ACCAUGACGACUUCAGGGAAAGAGAACUUCCGACUGAAGAGCUAUAAAAACAAGUCUUUGAAUCCCGAUGAAAUGCGUCGCCGGCGGGAGGAAGAAGGCCUUCAGCUACGGAAGCAGAAACGGGAAGAGCAGUUGUUUAAACGCAGAAAUGUUGCUACGGCUGAUGAGGAAGCGGAGGAGGAAGUGAUGUCAGAUGGCGGGUUCCACGAAGCCCAGAUGAACAACAUGGAAAUGACUUCUAGCGCAGUGAUCACCGCUGAUAUGACCGAGAUGAUUUUUUCCAAUAGCCCCGAACAGCAGCUCUCGGCUACCCAGAAAUUUCGAAAGCUUCUCUCCAAAGAACCGAAUCCUCCCAUAGACGAAGUGAUCAGCACACCGGGGGUCGUGGCCCGGUUUGUGGAGUUCCUCAAACGAAAGGAAAACUGCACUUUACAGUUUGAAGCUGCCUGGGUCCUGACGAACAUCGCCUCUGGGAAUUCCCUCCAGACGCGGAUUGUGAUCCAAGCCGGAGCAGUCCCUAUCUUCAUAGAGCUGCUGAGCUCAGAAUUCGAGGAUGUGCAGGAGCAGGCCGUUUGGGCUCUCGGCAAUAUCGCAGGCGACAGCACCAUGUGCAGAGAUUACGUCCUGGAUUGCAACAUCUUACCCCCUCUAUUGCAAUUGCUUUCAAAACAGAAUCGUCUUACCAUGACUCGGAAUGCAGUGUGGGCGCUGUCUAAUCUUUGCAGAGGGAAGAAUCCUCCUCCAGAUUUUGCCAAGGUGUCUCCCUGCCUGAGCGUGCUGUCGUGGCUGCUCUUCGUCAACGACACGGAUGUCCUGGCCGACGCGUGCUGGGCACUCUCGUACUUGUCCGACGGCCCCAACGAUAAGAUCCAGGCCGUGAUUGAUGCGGGAGUGUGCCGGAGACUCGUGGAGCUGCUGAUGCACAACGACUACAAGGUGGUGUCUCCGGCCUUGCGAGCAGUCGGGAACAUCGUGACGGGAGACGACAUCCAGACCCAGGUGAUCCUGAAUUGUUCGGCCCUGCAGAGUUUAUUACAUUUGCUAAGCAGUCCUAAAGAGUCGAUUAAAAAGGAAGCCUGUUGGACAAUAUCAAAUAUCACAGCUGGAAACAGAGCCCAGAUCCAGACUGUCAUAGACGCCAACAUUUUCCCAGCCCUAAUAAAUAUUUUACAAACUGCUGAGUUCCGGACAAGAAAAGAGGCGGCAUGGGCCAUCACCAACGCGACCUCUGGCGGCUCUGCUGAGCAGAUCAAGUACCUGGUAGAGCUCGGCUGUAUCAAACCCCUCUGCGACCUCCUAACGGUCAUGGACUCCAAGAUUGUGCAGGUGGCACUCAAUGGGCUGGAAAAUAUCCUGAGGCUUGGCGAACAAGAAGCCCGGCGCGGUGGCACUGGAAUCAACCCAUACUGUGCUCUCAUUGAAGAGGCCUAUGGCCUGGAUAAGAUUGAGUUCCUGCAGAGCCAUGAGAACCAAGAAAUCUACCAGAAGGCCUUCGAUCUCAUUGAGCACUACUUUGGGACGGAGGAGGAAGACAGCAGCAUUGCCCCACAGGUGGAUCUGGGCCAGCAGCAGUACAUCUUCCAGCAGUGCGAGGCUCCCAUGGAAGGCUUCCAGCUCUGAGCUUGCCCCACCCCGCUCUGUGUUGCCGUGCCCGGCCAGUCCGGUCGUAGAGCCCCCAAGUUGCCCGUCGAGUGGCCCCGUUUUCCAUACACCUGUUUGCGCUCUCUUGCUUGCUUUUUUGCGCACACGCUUCCUUAAACAC